AUGGCAUUACCAGCUCAUCUAUCUCAGACAUUUUCCCCUGAAGAGAUACAGUUUCUGGUUGAAAAUGAGCCUAUAAAAAUAUUCCCACGUAUAACUACAAGGCAGCAGGUUAAGAGAAACCACGGUGAUGACAGAAACGGUUUCAGAAGCACCACUUCUUGGACACCACACCGUUGGAGGAUGAUCACUACCGAUGAGGCUCCCUUGAAUAAUAUGGUUGCAAUGCAAUCGACAAACGUGGCCCUUUGGAUCGCAUUACUGCUGAAACAGCAGGCUAAGUGUAACAUCAUAGCCCCGGAAUGGCUCACAGUGAAGGGUUUGGAUAGAAGCAUACAGUUUGAACAAACCUAUCCGGACAGGUUCAGUCCGCUGCCAUGGGAUUGGUUGGUUUUGUCAGAAAUUUUAUUCAAAAGAGCAUCUGAUGACUUCCAUGAUCCAGUUCAUGAGUUGAGGAAUAGAAUCCAAGAUUUGAGAGAAAUGAGACAAGUAAAAGUGCUGAAAGGUUUGAAAUACUUGAAUGAAUCACAUCUACAGUUAGAUAAUCUGAGUCUGCUAGAGAUAAAUGAACUGCGAUCAUUCAUAGUUAAUAUUAUGAACAAGUUGCGUGACAUACAUAAUGCAUUUUCUGUAGACGAACAGGGCGAAAGUGAAGACGAGGAUAUUAGUUACGGUACCAUGCGGGAUAGUAGUACCAACAUGAGCUGA
This is a messenger RNA of Huiozyma naganishii CBS 8797, 705 nucleotides long. RefSeq names its product DNA replication protein PSF2 (gene PSF2). The record is from RefSeq and is a predicted model, not a curated record. NCBI's taxonomy places the organism in Eukaryota, Fungi, Ascomycota, Saccharomycetes, Saccharomycetales, Saccharomycetaceae. Bases 1 to 705 code for a protein of 234 amino acids. Gene Ontology annotation, cellular component: nucleus; GINS complex. The transcript has a single exon. Gene Ontology annotation, biological process: double-strand break repair via break-induced replication; DNA replication.